AUGCUGGUUCCCGACGGCAAGUCCUCAGCUAUGCGCUGGUAUCAUCUGUACCUCGCUUUCUUGUCCUUAGCAUCAGUUUCGGCCUUUCUGGAGGACCUGGAGUACGAUUGGCGGGAUCAAGGACCUUUCGCAGAACUAGGUGAUCCAAUUAACUACCCUGGGCAUUCUACCUUACAGUCACCGCUAACCGGCCAGCAACUCCACAAGUGGCCCUCAGCCUCUCCCGUUGUUGACGGACUAUCCUGGCCUGAUUUACAAGUUGAGACUCCGCGGCUCGAUGAAGAGCCAGGGUCAAGAAAGCGCAAGAAACAUAGUCACGCGCAUCUGCUUCCGCCUCGAGAAACAGCACUUGAUUCAGGAUUUAUGUCCUGCUCAUCACAUCCUUAUAACAGAGUUGAUUCAGGCAAUGUACCGAUCCCCUCUGAGAAAGCGAUAGCGGUGAACCCCACUGGCAGAAAUCCUCUAGUUCGGAAUGACCGCAGCUUAGGCGGCGACGGUGAAGUGAAUUGUGGCCAGACUCAAACCCAGGCUGAGGCGCUUGCUUCACUUUUCAACUCGGACAUCGCCACGACAGCUCACCCCUCUCAAAGCGCUGAGGCCUUUGUGAAACCAUCAGAUUUCAGAAACAGGAAGCAACCCCGAUUUAGUAAAACCUUGGACCCAAUUGAACGCAAUCACAUCCAGGUGACGAAUCCAUUCAAUCCAAGCUCUGGAACGACGGUACCAAUUGUAUACGAAUAUAUCCAAGCGAUGUCCAAGAGGCUUCAUUCACGCGAUCUUAGAUUCUCCAACAGCGCAUGGACAGCUAUCCAUGCAACAUUGCCCCUCUGUUGUAAGCUCAAUGAAAGUGGUUCAGCGUCUAGGACCAUAAGAAUUAUAGACAGUUCCCGCCAACAGCUCCGGAGAUAUGAUGUUUUAGAAUCACUUUAUAGGAACUUGAUUUCGAUGAUCCAUGAUUUGCACUUAGAACGACUCAAUACGCCAGUCGAGCACAUAAUGCACGUAAGAAACAUAUUUGACCGGCUGAACGGAGAAAUUCUUAACCCUGCAAAUGGUGUUCCACUCCUGGGUACCAGCAACCCCACGGCGAAAGGCUGGAAAGAUGACUUUAAAAACACUGAAUUCGGACAUAUGCAGGAACGAUUGGCAAUAUACUUUUCGGAUGGUACAAAGGCCCAACUCCCUAGUUUGGCAUCUGAUCUGAUAGAAUCUUACUACGAUUGUCAAGAAAGCGAUGAAUCAGCUAUUCGAAACCGCUUUGGAAAAAUCAAGGACCUAGAAGAAUUAAAUAAAAUUCGUAUGGAUCCUUAUCUCCAGGAUAGGUUUUACUUUCUUUACAACAUCCCAGCCACAGACGCAACAUUUCAAAAGUUUCUCAGUAGUGACGGCGGACGAUGGCUCAAGCAUCACCCCAAUUACGAUGUGUUUCAUGAAGCUUCUUGGAAUUUUGAAAACGCCUUAAACUCACAACCAAAGAUUCACCGAACUUGCAGAAAAGUAAACCAUGCGGUAUUACGGAUCGCGUUUCUAUCCAACGACGAGAGCAAAAACAAUAUGCGUGUUUUGGCACCUCCGAGGAAUCUCCCAUACAGCUUUGGACCGUUUUUAUCCGUUUAUAAUCAUUUGAUUAAGGCGGUCGAGUUGAUCCAUUUGAAGCAUGGGCCCUUAUUAAGAAACAAAAACCAGGCAAAUCUGUGCAGAAAUUAUCAAAAUCAUGUGGUAUUGAAUGCCUUGAUCAAGCAGUAA
This is a messenger RNA of Puccinia graminis f. sp. tritici CRL 75-36-700-3, 1746 nucleotides long. RefSeq lists its product as uncharacterized. The transcript has 4 exons. Bases 1 to 1746 code for a protein of 581 amino acids. The record is from RefSeq and is a predicted model, not a curated record. Lineage: Eukaryota; Fungi; Basidiomycota; Pucciniomycetes; Pucciniales; Pucciniaceae.